Messenger RNA from Astyanax mexicanus (Mexican tetra), 12505 nucleotides. It is a transcript of the gene ank2b, whose product is annotated as ankyrin 2b, neuronal. NCBI's taxonomy places the organism in Eukaryota, Metazoa, Chordata, Actinopteri, Characiformes, Acestrorhamphidae. Gene Ontology annotation, biological process: protein localization to T-tubule; regulation of cardiac muscle contraction; signal transduction. The transcript is spliced from 50 exons. Gene Ontology annotation, cellular component: T-tubule. Gene Ontology annotation, molecular function: protein binding. The record is from RefSeq and is a predicted model, not a curated record. Bases 227 to 11107 code for a protein of 3626 amino acids.
AAAGAGCUUGAUGUUUGUCUAGGACUAGAGACUAAGAAAGAGUAAGCCAGAACAAGUAGGGUGGUGGUCCCUUGGGGGGCCCAGGAAUGGAUCUUAUGGAGGUUUAGUUUUAGUUACCAAUAGUUUUAGCUAGUUUUGUUAGUUUAGCUAAUUUGUGUUAGCCUCUUCUGAUCCUAUUUUGUUUGUUUUGAACUUUUUAAUGACGUGAAAGCUGUUGGCAGUUGCCAUGGGCAAUGCAGCGAUGCAAAAGGCAAGUAAGACAGCAAAGGACAGUCCGGAGAGGAGGUCCCCUUUUCAGCGUUCUGGUUCCGACCAAAGCCGCAGCACUGAAUCCUUGUCGGACAGCAACACCAGUUUCCUGCGGGCUGCGAGAGCGGGGAACAUCGACAAGGUUCUGGAAUAUCUAAAGGGCGGCGUCGACAUCGGCACGUCCAAUCAGAAUGGACUCAAUGCUCUACACCUGGCAGCCAAAGAGGGGCACAUGGAUCUGGUCCAGGAGCUUCUGGAAAGGGGGUCUUCUGUGGACUCUGCAACUAAGAAAGGAAACACAGCUCUCCACAUCGCCUCUCUAGCAGGACAGGCUGAGGUGGUGAAGAUCCUGGUCAAACAGGGAGCGGACAUCAACGCACAGUCACAGAAUGGGUUCACGCCUCUAUACAUGGCUUCUCAAGAGAACCAUCUGGAUGUGGUGCGGUAUCUGCUGGAGAAUGGAGGCAAUCAGAGCACAGCAACAGAGGAUGGCUUCACUCCUCUGGCCAUCGCUCUGCAGCAGGGCCACAACCAGGUGGUGUCCAUCCUACUGGAGAACGACACCAAGGGCAAAGUGCGACUGCCCGCCCUGCACAUCGCCGCCCGCAAAGACGACACCAAGUCAGCCGCCCUGCUGCUGCAGAACGACCACAACGCAGACGUCCAGUCCAAGAUGAUGGUUAAUAGGACUACUGAGAGUGGGUUCACUCCACUGCACAUUGCAGCUCAUUAUGGAAACGUGAAUGUAGCGACUCUGCUCCUGAACCGAGGGGCUGCCGUGGACUUCACUGCCAGGAAUGGAAUCACACCGUUACACGUGGCAUCAAAAAGGGGCAAUACAAACAUGGUCCGUCUGCUGCUGGACAGAGGGUCUCAAAUCGAUGCCAAAACAAGGGAUGGCCUCACACCUCUCCACUGUGCAGCAAGAAGUGGGCAUGACACAGCAGUGGAGCUGUUGCUGGAGAGAGGAGCCCCCAUUCUUGCCAGAACCAAGAAUGGUCUCUCUCCUCUCCACAUGGCAGCUCAGGGGGAUCAUGUUGAGUGUGUAAAGCACCUGCUGCAGCACAAAGCCCCUGUAGAUGAUGUCACCUUGGACUACCUGACCGCCCUUCACGUUGCCGCCCACUGUGGUCACUACAGAGUUACCAAGCUUCUGCUGGACAAAAGAGCGAACCCUAAUGCUCGAGCUCUGAACGGCUUCACGCCUCUUCACAUUGCCUGCAAGAAGAACAGAGUGAAGGUGAUGGAGCUUCUGGUCAAGUACGGCGCUUCCAUCCAGGCUAUCACUGAGUCUGGUUUAACCCCCAUACACGUGGCGGCGUUCAUGGGCCACCUCAACAUCGUCCUCCUGCUGCUCCAGAACGGAGCUUCCCCUGACGUCAGCAACAUACGUGGAGAAACUGCCUUGCAUAUGGCGGCUCGAGCUGGACAGGUGGAGGUGGUUCGCUGUUUGCUAAGAAAUGGCGCCAUGGUGGACGCCAGAGCCAGAGAGGACCAGACCCCGCUCCACAUCGCCUCUCGGCUGGGGAAGACGGAGAUAGUCCAGCUGCUUCUUCAGCACAUGGCACAUCCAGACGCUGCCACCACUAACGGCUACACACCUCUCCACAUCUCCGCCCGCGAGGGUCAGCUGGACGUGGCGUCGGUGCUGCUGGAGGCCGGUGCCUCACACUCCCUCGCAACAAAGAAAGGAUUCACUCCCUUACAUGUGGCCUCUAAGUACGGCAGCCUUGAUGUGGCAAAAUUGCUCCUGCAGAGACGUGCCCCUCCAGACUCAGCAGGGAAGAACGGACUCACGCCUCUCCAUGUUGCUGCGCAUUAUGAUAACCAGAAGGUGGCGCUGCUGCUUUUGGACAAAGGGGCUUCUCCCCAUGCCACGGCCAAGAACGGGUACACUCCUCUCCACAUAGCCGCAAAGAAGAACCAGAUGGAGAUAGCCACCACGCUCCUGCAGUACGAAGCAGAAACCAACAUCCUGACCAAGCAGGGAGUGACCCCUCUUCAUCUGGCCUCUCAGGAGGGUCACAGUGACAUGGCUGCCCUGCUGCUGCAGAAGGGCGCUCAGGUCAACGUACCCACUAAGAGUGGACUGACAGCCCUUCAUCUCGCUGCACAGGAAGACAGAGUUGGUGUUGCUGAGAUCUUAGUUAAAAAUGGUGCGAGCACGGACCAGCAAACCAAACUGGGUUACACACCCCUGAUCGUCGCGUGUCACUAUGGAAAUGCCAAGAUGGUCAACUUCCUGUUGAAGAGCAAUGCCAGCGUCAAUGCCAAAACCAAGAAUGGAUACACACCCCUCCACCAAGCAGCUCAGCAGGGCAACACUCAUAUCAUCAACGUUCUGCUGCAGUACGGAGCAAAACCCAACGCCAUCACUGUGAACGGAAACACUGCGCUCGCCAUUGCUCGUCGUCUGGGUUACAUCUCAGUGGUGGACACAUUGAGGGUGGUCGCAGAGGAGAUCAUCACCACAACAACGACUGUGACGGAGAAACACAAGCUGAAUGUUCCAGAGACUAUGACUGAAGUGCUGGAUGUUUCUGAUGAAGAAGCACUGAAGCAGACUGAUGGCUCUAUAUCUGAUGACUCCCUCGAUGAAGGUGAUGACACUAUGACAGGAGAUGGAGGAGAGUAUCUGAGAGCGGAGGAUCUGAGGGAGCUGGGAGAUGAUUCGUUGCCUGGACAGUACCUGGAUGGCAUGAAUUACUUGCGUUUUAGUCUGGAAGGUGGACGAUCUGACAGCACGGACCGUUCCUUCACACCCACUCACCAUGGAUAUUACUCCCCGAAGCACGACGGGAUGGGGGAUGAUGCAAUCCGCAAUUACCAGGUGUCUUCACUUGCUAAUGAGAGGGACUCGUACAGACUGAGCUGGGGAACAGAAAACCUGGACAACAUAGCACUUUCCUCCAGUCCUGUUCACUCUGGCCGUUCAUCUCCGUGCCAUGACCAUGACACCAGCAGCUUUCUCGUAAGCUUUAUGGUGGACGCUCGCGGUGGCGCCAUGCGAGGGUGCCGUCACAACGGCCUGAGGAUCAUCAUCCCACCCAGAAAGUGCGGCGCCCCAACACGAGUGACCUGCCGCCUGGUCAAACGCCACCGUCUGGCAACCAUGCCCCCCAUGGUUGAAGGAGAGGGUUUGGCUAGUAGGCUUAUUGAAGUUGGGCCCUCCGGUGCACAGUUCCUUGGUAAACUCCACCUCCCCACUGCCCCGCCCCCUCUGAAUGAGGGCGAGAGCUUGGUUAGCCGCAUUCUUCAGCUGGGGCCGCCAGGGACCAAAUUCCUGGGGCCAGUGAUUGUGGAGAUCCCUCACUUUGCUGCUCUGAGGGGGAAGGAGAGAGAGCUGGUGAUUCUGCGCAGUGAGACAGGAGAAAGCUGGAAGGAGCAUCACUGUGAAUACACAGAGGAGGAGCUCAAUCAGAUCCUUAAUGGGAUGGACGAGGAGCUGGACCCUCCGGAGGAGCUGGAGAGAAAACGCAUUUGCCGCAUAAUUACCAGGGACUUCCCACAGUACUUUGCAGUGGUUUCACGGAUCAAACAGGAUAGUAAUUUGAUUGGUCCAGAGGGAGGGAUCUUGAGCAGUACGGUGGUUCCACAAGUCCAGGCUGUCUUCCCAGAAGGAGCACUUACAAAACGCAUUCGAGUUGGCUUACAGGCUCAGUCUGUGAACAUGGAUGUGGUGAGAAAGAUCUUAGGAAACAAAGCUACAUUUAGCCCUAUAGUCACUCUGGAACCGCGGAGGAGGAAGUUUCAUAAACCCAUUACCAUGACCAUCCCUAUCCCCAAGAGUUCCACCGACCCUGUUCUCAACGGAUUCGGAGGAGACACGCCCACACUCCGACUGCUGUGCAGUAUCACAGGUGGAACCACGCCGGCUCAGUGGGAGGACAUCACUGGAACGACCCCGUUAACUUUCAUCAACGACUGUGUGUCGUUCACCACAAACGUGUCCGCCAGAUUCUGGCUGAUAGACUGUCGGCAGGCCCAGGAGUCAGUUAACUUCGCCACGCAGGUGUAUCGAGAAAUCAUCUGCGUUCCGUACAUGGCCAAAUUUGUCGUCUUUGCCAAAACACACGACCCUAUAGAGGCACGGCUGCGCUGCUUCUGCAUGACUGAUGACAAGAUAGACAAAACUCUGGAGCAGCAGGAGAACUUCACAGAGGUGGCUCGCAGUCGGGAUGUGGAGGUACUAGAAGGAAAACCAAUAUAUGCAGACUGCUUCGGAAACCUAGUUCCCCUGACCAAGAGUGGUCAGCAUCAUCUCUUCAGCUUCUUCGCCUUUAAAGAAAACCGACUUGCCCUUUUUAUAAAAAUACGAGACAAUACUCAGGAGCCUUGUGGUCGGUUAUCCUUCAUGAAAGAACCAAGAUCGUAUAGAAGUCUGGCCCAUAAUGCUAUAUGCAACCUAAACAUCACUCUACCGACUUACUCUAAGGAAUCAGAUUCAGACCAAGAGCCUGAUGAGGAGACUAGCCGAACACUCGGGAAAUAUGGCGAAGAUACUGAAACUUCUACAGAGACGUCCGUCUUGAAAAUGCACUUGAUUCGAGAGUCGCCCGCCCUUGCAAGCCCUGAUUUACUAUCUGAAGUAUCAGAGAUGAAACAGGAUCUGAUCAAAAUGAGUGCCAUACUGACUACUGAUCCUUCAGAGAAGCCAGGCCCUAUGCAAAGGGGAGAUCUAGGAAAAGGGGUGGAGGAGGUGUCAGGGGAGCCUUUUGAAAUAAUGGAAAAGGUCAAAGAAGAUUUGGAGAAAGUUAGUGAAAUUCUAAGGAGUGGAACAUAUGAGGAUGAAGAAAAAACAGAAUGUCGUCGAUAUAGAAAAGAUGAGGAGUGGGUUCUUCUCUCAGACUGUGAAAUUGAAGAGGCCAAAAUGAUGGCAGCUUUUGAGACCCAAGAACCCCUCCUUAAGGAUAUUCGUGGCAGCAGAGGGGGGCAGAGACAAAAAGGAGUCAAAAGAGAUUCUAAAGAAUACCUUCUGGAUGUUCCUGUGACUUCUGGAGCUGCAUCACAAGAGACUGUGGUGCAGGAAAAGUUUACUGAAGUUGUUUUGCGCCGAGGAGGUAAAAAGAUUGUACCGACUGUGCUCAAAGAUACUAAAACACAUGUAACAGAAGUGAAAAAGCCUGUUAGAAGAAAAGGACCCCAGGGACACACUGAUGAAUCCCACAUACCCCGCUCAAAAGCAGGCUCUGUCACUGAGAACAAAGGAAAGCCCCAAGGUGAUGAUGCUCUCCUAAGUGCCCCUUCAAACCAAAAGAAAUCACCAGUCUCACCAGUUGUUGAGGAAACACCAAUCGGUUCAAUUAAAGACAAGGUUAAGGCUCUUCAAAAGAAGGUGGAGGAGGAACAAAAAGGCAGAAAGCAGACUGGCAGCAAACCCUCUGUUGGAUCUUCAGAAAAAAAGCAGUCACCUGUCAAAACCUCAGGCCCCAAAAAAUCACAAGCUCCACCAAAAUCACCCAAAACUGAGACAGAGAAACUAGAAGACACUAUGUCAGUGAGAGAACUCAUGAGAGCUUUUCAGACAGGACAAGAUCCUUCAAAGAGAAAAUCUGGACUCUUUGAACACAAAGUAGCUUCUGGAGCAAAACAAACAAAAAUAGGUCAAACAAAAGAAACUCUGCCCACACAGUCCCUGUCAAAAACACCAUCACUUGGACAAGAAAUGUCACUUGAUGCUCUGGAACCACCGAAAGAAAAAGAACUUCUGAUUAGCCCGGAGAUAAGACAUUCCAAAGACUUUAGUGCAGACAUAAGAGCAGAACUUGAAGAUAAUGCAGAAUACCAACAAUUUAAAAAGACAGACUUACAAGAAAAAGGUAGUUGCUCUGGUUUAGUCUCAUCAGAGUCUACAGUUGAAGCAGAUAUUCCCACUGGAGUUCCCCAAGAUCUAUCUAGACGCAGAGAGACACGACCAGAAAGUGGGCAUGAGCAUAGUGCACUUGAUGAUAGUUCUGAGAGUCCAAAAAAUGAAGGACUGGCUUCACCCUGUGCCAGCGUAGGUGAAGGGGAAGUCCACAUAAGCUCAGAAGAAAGUUACAAACAUGAAGGCAUGGCAGAGAGUCCAGGAACAAGUCCUGAAAGUCUCUCAUCACCCAAGCGGCCAGGUCAAUCUCUGCUUGGAAAGGUGACAAAAGUAGGAACGGUUUCUGCCAAGAACAAGAAAAGCCAAGAGUCUGCUUCCCUUAGUGCAGAUACUGCUGAUGAGCAGGCAUCUACAGCAACCCUUCGGCGAUCAUCUGUGAAAAAAGCAGUUGAAGAUCCCACAAAAAGUGAGUGUGUGAGUGCACCUCGGGGAAAAUCUGUUAAAUUUGGUGAUGAAAAAUCCCCUGUUGAUAAGGACAUUCCUGUAUCAUCAUCCAAGCCCCCUAAAUCUCGGAAAUUAACCAAAAGGGGUUCAGAAACAAUAGACAGUUUUUUAAGUGAUGAAGAAUCCACUGAUGUCCAGCCAGCAUCAGUCUCUGCUGACUCUGUAGCCUCAAGGGCAAAGACACAGGGUCAUAGUGGUUUAGUGCUGCAUCUUAGACACCAAGAUUCAGACACCAUUAGUCCAGUAGCUGAUGACUCUUUAACCAUUAGCCACAAGGACUCUUUAGAAGGUAGUCCCCUUAUGGAAGACAACUCCUCCCAUAAAUCCCCAGACUCAAUUGAGCCUAGUCCAACUAAGGAAUCCCCCUGCUGUGACUCUCUAGAAAGCAGCCCUGUAGAGCAGAAAUCCACCUUGGCCUUUCCUCCUACUGUAGAGCAACCCAGUGUGACUGCAGGGCACCUGACAUCCUCCAAAGCUCCCGAGUUUCCCCCAGACAAUUUGCGUAGUAGGCUUCUCAGAGACCAGGAGGGUAGUGCCGACGAUGACAGUUGUGAGCAGACGUCUCAGCUGACAAGUUCGGGUAAGAGUCCCCUUUCCCCUGACACCCCAAGUUCUGAAGAGGUAAGUUAUGAAGUCAAUCCUAAAACCCCUGACCUUGUGGUCAUGUCAGUAUCCCUAAAGCCACCAGUCAUACCUGAGGAUGCAGAGGAAGAUGAUGAGUUGGAGUGUGGCAUGACUCAAAGGAAAUUCACCCCAGAGGAAGAGAUGUUUAAAAUGGCUGCCAAAAUAAAAACAUUUGAUGAAAUGGAACAAGAUGCAAAAGGCAAAAAGGACAAUAAAAAAGAUAUGUCGUCCUCUCAGACCACGAUUGGGUCUGAAGAAGGACUUGAAAGCAUCAAACUGAUUGGGCUUGCAUCCAAAGAUGAAAAAUCCUCAGUGGAUGGCCUUGUGCCAGCUGAGUCCAAACAAGGGUCAGAGGUAGCACAAUAUGUAGAAACUACUAUUAAAGUACAACCUCCCUCUCCUUUUCCAGCAGGUAUGCAUGAGAGCCCUCAAAGAGCUGAGGACAGUCAUCAAACCAUGGCCCACACUGCAGCGUCAACAGACGAAUCAGCAAAGGAGGGACCUCAGUCUGUCUCAGAAAAGCAUGUCACAAAAGCUAAUCAGCCUCCUCAAGAGCAAAAAGGAAAGGGAUCUGUUAGUGCUAGAGAGUUAGAACAGACCACCAAAACAUCGUCUAGCAGUGAAGGGGUAGAAAAUAUAACUGAUGAACAAAAAGAAGAAAGUUUAAGAAAGUUAAGGGGAAGCACAGAUGAUGACAGUAGCGAAAAGAGGAAAGAUGGUAGCAAAUCUCAUAGUGUGCCAGAACAUAAUAUAACAGAUGAGGUUAAAGGAGAUCACAUGAAGCAUACAGGGGCUUCUGUUAUAGAUUUAGCCAGGGACAACUUAAGGGCUGAAGCUGAUUCUGUGCCCAUUGUUAUUGGCCAAUCAAGGGAAACGUUUAAACCAGAAAUAUGUAUUUAUGAUGACACUGAAGAAGAUGAGGAAGAAGUUGAACCUCCUAAAACAAAGUCUAGAGGAGUAACUGCAAAAACAGAGGCAGACGCAUGGAGUGCUAUGCGAGAAGACGAUGAUGCCUUUGCUGCACGAGUCAGAGAAGAGGAGCAAAAGAUUUUAGGUCUAAUGGUAGAUAACCAUCAGUCCCAAGGAGCAACUCCAGACACCACACCUGGAAGGACACCCACUGAGGAUGGCACACCAACAAGCGAACAAAACCCUUUCCUUUUUCAAGAGGGUAAACUAUUUGAAAUGACAAGAAGUGGUGCGAUAGACAUGACCAAAAGAGGCUACGAAGAGGAGGGGUUUGCUUUCUUUCAGAUAGGAGAGCAACCAAUUGAAGAGGCACUUGCAGAGGAUGGAAGAGAAGAGAGUGGUGAUGUACCUGGUGCAGUGAAAGAGGUUGGCCUUAACUUAACAUUGCAGAUUAAAUCAGAAUCAGCUGCAACAGUAGAACUGUCUUCCAAAGAGGCAGCAGACACAUCAGUCCUCUCUCCACCUGAGGAUGAUCAGUUGAGCUCAGCAGCCAAAUCAGAUGCCUCAAAGUCUAGAAUCCCUAUCAAAAUGGGUGUUUCUGCUUCAUCCAAAACCACAAAGAAAAGUCCAGUGGCAACAUCAGAAACUGAAGAAAUUAAAUCAGACAGAUUAUUAGAGGAUAGUAGUAGCCCAUCAGGGAAUGAUCUUGGUUCUCCAGACACAGUCAUAACUGAUGUCCAGACAGCAGUUUCAACAGUUACUAGAUCAGUUUAUUCCCAACAGGACCAAGAGUCCUCAGAUUCUUCACCAGAGGAUCAGCAGUCAGUAAAAGAGCUACCCAAAGCCCCUGAAAAGAAGACAUCCCCAACUUCUGAAGGGAUGUCAAAAACAAAAAGCAAGUCCGUCUCUAAAAGUAGCGCUACAACUCAUAAAAAGUCCACUUCCACUUCUAAGGAAGAGGAAAAGCCAAAAUCAAGAAUACCUGUAAAAGCCCAAAAAUCUGAAACAGGACAAGACGCAUCUAUGAAACGCGCUGAAUCUCUGAAGGACAAAAAAAACAAGUUACCUGUAAAACCCGAAACAAGAAGGAAAUCUGAGACAGACACGGGUCCCUCUGUAAGCUCCAAAGCAACACGGUCUAGCAAAACCAAGAGCUUCUGUGAAAGUGAAUCUACCAAGAAACCAGCUAAAAAGGACCAAGGUCAUCCGCCAAGUACUGAGAGUUCCAGCAAAUCUAAGACCGUACCAUCGAAGCUACCAGUGAGGGGGAAGCCUGGCCAACCACUCCACACCUCUACUCCUGUGAAGAAAGAUCAGCCUGCCGAGAAACACAAGCAGACUAUUGAUUUUUCUGAAGAGAUUAGUGAUGAGGCAGCUAAGCUAGUGGAGAGAUUGGCUCAAGCAGAGAAAGAAAAUGAGGAGGCAGCUGCCAUGUCGGAUGACGAAAGCAGCACCGUAGAUGUCUCAGUAAUAGAGAGCGAGCCUUUCCCUGACAUGCAGAUGCCUCUUCCUGAGGACCCAUUGGUCAUUAGGCCUCGGUGGGACGACCCUGUUGAGACGCAGAUGGAAAGAAUCCCUGCCGAUAAAGGCCAAGUCCAAAGUCAAGUGGACCCACAGGAGGAAGCAGACAGGAAGGAGGGACUAUUAGCUGUUAUGGCUGACCACCUGGGAUUUAGCUGGACAGAAUUAGCUCGUGAACUUGAAAUUGGUGAAGAACAGAUCAAUCAGAUUAGAGCUGAAAAUCCAAACUCACUUCAGGAUCAGAGUCAUGCCCUUAUAAGGCUAUGGACAGAAAGAGAAGGAGCGACUGCUACAGAGAGCACUUUGAUCACGAUGCUCACAAAGAUUAAUCGUAUGGACAUCGUACAUCUCAUCGAGACCAAGAUCAUCCAGUCCACUCAGGAUCAGUCGUCACAUACCUAUGCAGAAAUUGAGCAGACCAUAUCACUGGAUCCCAGUGAAGGUUUCUCAGCUCUUCACGAGGACAUAGACAGCCCUAGGUCAGGCAGGCGCACAGAGUUCACUCCAGGACGGCCAGGAUCCGGGCAAGAACCUCCAAUAGUGUCUGUAGAAGAUCUCUCUUCCAGUAUAUCUUCCCUCCAUGAUACACAGAAAGAGAAGUUACUGACAGAUAAAGAUAAAGGACAAGAGGUUUUUGGAGGCUCAACACAGUCUCAUUUUGAGAUGAUCGGCCUGAAGCAAACGUUCCCAGGCACUAUUAAACAAGGUGACGAGAUUCCAGAGAUCCUCCCACAGGCGGUGACCGAGGAGCAAUACACUGACGAGCAUGGAAACAUAGUUAUAAAAAAGAUCACAAGGAAAAUCAUCCGUAAGUUUGUGUCAGCAGACGGAGUGGAGCGAGAAGAAGUGAUGGUUGAAGGAGGUCAGCAGGAAGCUAUCACAGUGGAUGAGGCUGAUAGCUUCUCUAAAGUGGUGAAGAGGACGGUAGUAAAGAGUGGGGGAGAUCAGACUGAGGUGACUUUCUCUGAACCACUACCUGUUGGUGGGGCGACAUGCUCUGAGUUUGAAGUAGAGCCAGUCAGAGGCCGGAAAGUCAGCAAGGUCAUCAAAACCAUGGUAGUGCAGGGCGAGCGGAUGGAGAAACUGAUAGGUGACCCCUUGCUGUCAGCAGAUCUCCCCUCAGCUAAAGAUGACUUUGAAAAGGCUUUGAGUUAUGCAGGGGGCUUUGAGAAUGUGCACUUGCCCCAUUUAGUGGAGAAAGAGAUGGUGAAGGAGGAUGGAUCUGUGGUCAGAAGGACCUGCAUGCGGAAGACGCGCACUCAGAAGAAGACGGUGGUGAGGGACGGCCAGAGCAAACACACGCACCUGGAGCGACUGGAGGACACCCCGGAGACCCUGCGACCUGAUGCCCUUCAGCAGCACCUUCACCAACUGCUCCAGCGCUACUGCACCCCCGAAGUGACAGAAGAGCCGGAGACGGGGGCGUUGGCAGAGGAGGAAGAGGAGAGGGAGGAAGAAAAGCGGGACACAAACGACAAAUUUUCUACUACAUAGUCCGAUUCUAAUUCUGCAGUUUUUGGAGUUUUUUUUUUUGGUUUUGUUUUUGUGCUGUGCGGCACAUAUCCAAAAUAACCAUCACAGCCCCACAACCUCAGCAGCUUGUUGAGUUUUGCUUAUAUAUAUAUAUAUAUAUAUAUUUCUCAUAUACAUCAUUUUUGUUCCCUCCAUCACAAGAAGGUACACUUUGUAACGGUUCUUAAUGCUUCUGAAUUCGUUUUGUUCCCACUGUAGUUUUUCCCUUCUUUUUGUGACCAAAGAUAAUAGAAGCUCACUCUUCCUCUUCCUCAGUUCUAAGUCAGGCUUUAUCGCUUUAUUUUUUUUUUAUUUCGUUUUUUGGCUGCUGUAGUUAAAAAUAACCUGAAACCAUGAAUCAAAACUAAACACAAGGAUCGUUCUGGACUUUAACCUGAAUCUCAGACCUCUUGGCUGGCGGUGGGCAGGAGGUGCUGGACAGACGGGGACGCGUGUAAAUAUUAGACUAAAUGUGAAACGGAAACGGGGAAAAUGAAUCUGCAGCAUAUUCUAGUGCACUGUCUCCAUACCUGCUGUACAACCACACCAACGCACUACUGCAAUUAAACAAGCUCCAUUCGCUCGAAUAUCCUCUCCGAAGGCUUUUGAUAACUGAGUGUCUGUAAUUGGGGCAUGUUUUACUCACAUACCACAAAUGCAGGUCUGUGAUUGGACAGUGUUGAGAUGAGCUAAAAACAAAACUAAAUAGAUAAAAAAAACUAAACUAAACUAAACAUGGAAUGAAUGUCAUUGUGUAGUUCUCCAUCACACCAGAAUGAGCUUGAGUAAUUUGUAUUCAGUAUAAAUGUUGAACUCACUCUCACCAGUCUGCUGUCAUGGUGGUUGGAAUGCUAGAUUUUGACAUGCCUGCCUUUUAACGUGCAUUUAGAGCGUCUUACUGAAUGAAAGCUUAGCCAAUAACUCCCAACUCAUGCUCUUUCCGUUUGGACUUUGUUGGUUCUUGGCAUAAGUUUUUUAUGCGAGGCCACGAAACAGCUUUGCACGGCGGACUCGGUCCACCCUAUCUAUGUACAGUGUGUGUGUGAGUGUGUGUGUGUGUGUGUCCGGAAGUUUGUGUAUGUAAGCAUUUCUUGACUAUGUUAUCCUCCAAUCAGAACACUACUACUCCUACCCCAGCCCCGCCUCCCCACGACUGCGUAUAUGAAAGUAGCCGUCACGUUCCUUCCGUCUUGAUUUAACUUAACCCACAUACUUCUUUGUGCUGUCCGGGUUGAAGACCUUCUUCACCGUCGUUUAGGAUGGAGGUUAUUAACCGAUAACUCCCAGAAAGACUCUCUGUGCUUGUGAGCUUGAUCUUAAUUCCUUCCAUAAUAGUGGCACAUAUACGAAAUGGAUCCGGAGCGGUGUUUCAGAGCACUG